CGCCAACUUUUUAAGCCGGCAGUAUUUUCACAUCACCAGGACCCCUCUCCAGCAACCGGCGACGACCUCACCGCAACAAAUACAGCAUUCACCCCGUCGAUGCGCCACACCGCAUCCUGAUCGCAAAAAUGGGGAGAAGACCGAAUGCGCUCAUUCUGCAGUAUUUCGAGAGGGGCCCGAAGCUGCAAGACCAGAGCAAUCGCUAUCCCCACACGUGCAGAUCAUGCGGAGAGCACUUCCCACGCGGCCGCCUCGAUAGCUUGACGAGCCAUCUCACCAAGAAAUGUCCCGCCAUCAGCGAGGCUGAGCGAGUCAACGCUCUGUUGACUCUGUCGGGCAUGAGCCAUGCUUCUCAGAGGUUGCAGCAGACCCAGCAGGCCCAGGCCCAGGCCCAGGCCCGGGCUCGCGAUCAGGCCAAUGGCUCACCAGUCGACUUGCCCAUGAUACAGCGAGACUGGACGGCCCUCGGAGUCCUUGCGGAAGUAUCCCGACAGAUCGAUCUAAACGAAAAGAACGACGAUCGCGGCCAGCCCAAUGAUGCAGUGCCUCCUGCCACCGUGCCAGCCGCGUCGCAGCCUAGCGACCGCUCCGAACAGCAAGAGAACUAUAGUCUCGAGAAUCAGGCAAUGAGCCAGGACGGCGCGACUCCGAAGGGAAUCAAGGCCGAGCCAUUAUCGCCAGAUGGGGCCAGAGGCCUCACCGCUGAAGAACGUCUGCAAGAGAUAUUGCGCGCCGAGGAUUCCAACAUCGGCAGCACAGACUCUGCCAAUAUUUCCAUGGCUGCCGCCGCCACGGCCCGCCUCCACCCCGAGUACCUUGACCCGGAAAUACUUGGCGAGGAAGCCGCUGCAGCCGCCGACGCUGCUACAGCUACUGCCGCAGCUGCUGCGGCUGCCGCAACGAACAAUCUCCCCGUAGCCGAUAUGGGCGUCACAGAAGAACCUUCCGCGAUACCGACUACCAAUGCCCCUCAGCCUUGGGGAGAAAUGACCUACGCAACCGACACCUUCCAGGCAAAUGUACCAAACAAUGGGCCCGCUGCGCCUAUCGCGCCUACUACCCCUCUUGCUAAAGGCGGCUACCGCUUAGAGCCGGCCGGCCCGAAUGGUGCCAAGUCCCGCCAUUCACGUGCGCGUUUCAAUGCGGUUAGGAGAAAGGAGGUCCAGGAGGUCCGGAAGAUAGGCGCCUGCAUUCGCUGCCGAGUGCUUAGGAAAACCUGUUCGCAGGGCUCCCCCUGUGAUACUUGUCGAAAGGUCCUGUCUCCCCGGGUCUGGCGCUCGGGCUGCGUCCGCACCAAGUUCUCUGAGCAGCUCGAUCUAUACUCGGCUGGAGUGCAAAUCGUCCUGGCGCAAGCUAGGGUCAACUCGCUCAAACAAGCCAUGACUCUCGGCAACCAUGGCGUCCUGGUCGAGGCCUGCCACUUCCCAGAAUGCGGAUUCCGCCUCCAGCUCCAAGUCCUACAGCGCGAUCCGGACCGGGACGCCGAGGGGAAGCCGGUCGAUUGCACCAUCACGGAUGAUAGACCAUCAACUUACCCCAUCGUUAUGCUAGAUAACGACGGCCAAGACGUGGCUGCGAGAGUUGAGACGUAUAUGCGUGAGGUGCUACCGGAGCUGAUCAGACGGGAGCCCUCUCACUUCAUGCAGGUCACACUGCAAACCGCUGUCGAUGUGGCUGGCAAGACGAAUGAUGAGCUGCUGAAAAAAUCGCUUGAGCUGUGGGGACUUGUCGAGAUCCUAGACCGUGAGCGGCAGUGGACGAUCAACGCCAAAACCUGGGCUGACGACGCCCCGGCCAGGGCCAUCAAAGAAGACACGGACGGUGAGCUCUUCAACACCAUCUGUCUUCAGCUCGCUGCCUCGGCCGAGAGGAAGGCCGCUGCUACGAGCAAAGCCCUUCUCACCGGUAUGCAGCGGGUUCUGCAAGACAGCAAGGUUAAGAUCGAUUUCAACAUGUAUUUCGCCGUCCUGAUCCUGCUCAACUGUGUCGAGAAGUCCAGCUGGGCCUUCAAGGCGUGGGAGCAAGAAAACCUGCGCCACCUCUGGCCGCUCGAGAAGGAGCCCGUGAGCUUCGCGCAGCAAGGCUACGUCAUUGCCAACCUGUUGCACAUGCUCCUGGGCAUCCGCAAGGCCCUCCCGCGCACGGCGCGCCGCGAGGCAGACGGGAAGCUGAUCACGGAGGAACAAAACCCGGAGAUGCGCGAGUAUUUUGAGGCUAUAAACCUCGACUUCGCCCAUGUCAAGGCCAAGCAGGAGCGCCCCGCCUUUUCACCCACCGAUUCACGGUCGUUUGAGCUCCUUUUCUGCUCGACCCUCCUCCUUCCCAGCUCCGACUAGCUAGAGCCUGCUUGCCGUUUUAUCCCGCAUGGGACUUAGAUGCUCCUUCAGACACGCGCCUCCGCCUAAGGGAGUGUGUCACCCUUCGGGUUCUACUUACUAUCUUUGAUUUUCGGGAAUUUAUUUUCCAUUCCCUCCAUUUUCGCUUAGCGAUGGAUGGCUCACAAGAAGAGCCCAUGACUGACUACGCCAUGUACGAUUAUGAGAUUUUUCGCCGGCGUCUUGGAGGAGUCGAGUGGUCAUGGCCGUGAAACUAAUGGUAUAAUGUAGC
Canariomyces notabilis is the source of this 2607-nucleotide messenger RNA. RefSeq lists its product as uncharacterized. The transcript has 4 exons. The record is from RefSeq and is a predicted model, not a curated record. Lineage: Eukaryota; Fungi; Ascomycota; Sordariomycetes; Sordariales; Chaetomiaceae. Bases 129 to 2336 code for a protein of 735 amino acids.